Brassica oleracea var. oleracea is the source of this 1017-nucleotide messenger RNA. Its product is annotated as F-box/kelch-repeat protein At2g43445-like. Gene Ontology annotation, molecular function: protein binding. The record is from RefSeq and is a predicted model, not a curated record. Bases 1 to 1017 code for a protein of 338 amino acids. The transcript has 3 exons. NCBI's taxonomy places the organism in Eukaryota, Viridiplantae, Streptophyta, Magnoliopsida, Brassicales, Brassicaceae.
AUGUUGGAAGAGAAAGAAAACCCAAACCCGAUCUACAUUGUUUUCGAUAUUCUAGAAGAACUAUUCCUACGAUUGCCCUUGAAACCAAUCCUCAAAUUCAAAACCGUCUCAAAACAAUGGAGAACAAUCUUGGAAUCGGAGAUGUUCGUUGCAAGGAGUAUGAAUGUUAAACAGAACCGGAAAAUCCUCGCUGCUCACAACUGCAGCUGCGGCUACAAGCCGAGUCUCCUCCUCGAGUCGCAGUUCGAAGGGGACGAAGAGAUCAUCUAUAUGCAUUUUGAUGCGACGCGACCAAUGUUGAGUUGCAACGGUUUGCUUUGUUUCCCCGAACCAGAUUGUAUCACCGUGUUAAAUCCUUCAACCGGACAGAACCUACGGUUUCCUUCCGGUCAGGAACCAGUGUCCUCCCGGUUUAGAAACGGGUCGGACAUGGUCAUGGGGUUUGGUAGAGACAGAGUUACUGGAAGCUAUAAAGUAGUUAAGGUGUUCGUUGAAUCCAUGUUUGGCGAUUGCGAUGUUCUUGAUGUUGAAAGCGCUGAAUGGAAGAAACUGAGAAGACCUCAUUAUGUGACCAGGUUAGGAAGACAAUCAGUGUGUGUGAAUGGAUCGAUCUAUUGGGAAACCAAGAUUGUGAACCUUGAGAACCGUCUAGCUAUAGCCAAAAUAACGGUAUAUGGAGUUGAAUGUAUACUAGAGAUAUGUAGCAUGAAUGCAGAAGAAGAGAUAUUGAGCAAUACGUACGCCAUAAAUUUAGCUGGUGUACCGGAGUCCAAGUGGUCCAUGUUCACGCCUCUGGCUGUUUCUAACCAAGGGAAUCUUGUCCUCUAUAAUGAUCGCAAGAGUUUGUUUAAAUAUUAUCCUCAGACAUAUGAGCUUCGUUGUCUCUCCUCAGAUAGCUGCGUUCAUGUUAUAUCUCCUUACCUAGAGAAUUUGGCUCCACUUCGGUCAAAAUCAGCACAUCACCCAGGACAUCUAGAUGCAGAUUGUUUUCGAAAAGGGUCACAUUCGGGAUCCUAG